Molecule: messenger RNA, 7344 nt
Organism: Pelodiscus sinensis (Chinese soft-shelled turtle)
Lineage: Eukaryota; Metazoa; Chordata; Testudines; Trionychidae
Source: RefSeq, a predicted model, not a curated record
GUUCCUGCUGGGCAUGGCUGGAGCUAGCAAGCAUGGAGCGGCUCCGGGCUUCUCUCCCUCCUCGGAGCACGCCCCAGAGCCCCGAGCCUGCCUGUUAAUCGGGAAGGCGCUGCCCUCCCCUGCUUGCUGAAUCCUUGCCCCGAGCAAAGCCGGGGGUCUGAACGGAGAUGGGGGGGCUGAAAGGGGGAGAAAAGAAUUGGAGAGAAGGGACAGAGACGUAAAAAUGAGGGGAGAGGAAUGGAGAAGAGCAAAGAGAACACACAUGAGGGGCAAAGUGGGCACCAGGGCUACAGGGGACUAUAAACGGUCACGUUUCCCCUCUACUCCGCUGCGGUCUGGAACCGGGAAGACAGCGUAUAAAAUAAGGUAGAGAUGGAGGGAAAGAAGCGAAGAGACACCUUGAACUGUGUGAUUAGUGCAAGGUUAACUACAUGUAUAAUCUGUGGCAAGGAGAACUGGGAGACGGCUAAGAGAUAGCCAUAAUGUCUUUAAGCUGCCAGACAAUUUCUACUCGACUUGGCGUUCUUACACUGAACUGCAAAGGACUACUAUGUCUUUUGGUCUUUACACUAAGUGUAAGUGGCAGUGCCUCUGGCUUGUGUCCUACAGCCUGCAUCUGUGCUAGUGACAUCAUAAGCUGCACCAAUAAGAACCUCUCUCGAGUGCCAGGAACUCUCUUCAAAUUCAUAAAAAGACUGGAUCUGAGUUAUAACAAAAUUGGAUUUUUGGAACCUGAAUGGGUCCCAGUGCUUUUUGACAAACUGAACACUUUAAUAAUCAGUCAUAAUAGUAUUAGCAGUAUUAUCACUGGAAGCUUUUCCACAACUCCAAAUCUGAAGUACCUAGACUUGUCAUCCAACAACCUGAAGACACUGGGAAGCCCUUUGUUUCAAGAGUUAAGAGUACUGGAAGUUCUCUUGCUUUACAACAAUCAGAUAACACAGAUUGAUUCUGCUGCCUUUGGAGGAUUAUACAAAUUGCAGAAGCUGUAUUUAUGUUGUAACUCACUGUCACACUUCCCAAUGGACUUGUAUAUUGGAAAACACAAGCUUACAGAACUUGUAUUGUUAGACAUUUCCUAUAACCACAUCCAGUCUGUACCCAUUCAACGUGUAAGUUUAGUGCCAGCCAAACAACUCAGUGGAAUUUAUCUUCAUGGUAACCCAUUUUACUGUGACUGUACUCUAUACUCCAUGCUAAUUUUUUGGUAUCACAGACACUUCAACUCAGUCGUGGAUUUCAAAAAUGAGUAUGCCUGUGCAUUACGAUCUGAUCCCAAAGGUUCCAAUAAACUGCCUUUAUUGCACGACAACUUUUUGAAUUGCUCCGAAAGCACCAUCAAUGUGUCAUUCCAUGCCUUUGGGUUCAUUUAUGAGGCCCAAGUCGGAGAAAGGCUGAUUGUACACUGUGACAGCAAAAUUAGUGAUGCAGGCACAUAUUUCAUUUGGGUUAGCCCAGACAAUAGAUUACUGGAGCCAGACAAGGAGACUGACAGUUUUAAGGUGUUUCACAAUGGGAGUCUAGAGAUAAUAGAUCCCCAGCUGGAGGAUUCUGGGCUGUAUUCAUGCGUUGCAAUAAAUAAAAGAAGACUGUUAAAUGAAACCAUAGAGGUUAGAAUUAAUGUAAGCAAUUUCACAGUGAACAGAUCCCAUGCUCAUGAAGCAUUUAACACUGCUUUCACCACCCUUGCUGCCUGUGUAGCCAGUAUUAUUUUGGUACUGCUUUAUCUGUAUCUAACCCCAUGUCCUUGUCAGUGUAAGACAAGAAGAAGAAAAAGGAAGCUACCCCAAAGCAGUGCCCAUUCGUCCAUCCUAAACUCCACUCCACCUCUGGAUCCUCCAACUGAAGAGAAGAAAUCCAGCACUGGUAAGAGAGUGGUGUUCCUUGAGCCUGUGAAUGAGCCAAAACAGGGACAGAAUGGGAAAGUGAGACUGUUUUCCAAAGAGACUGUCAUAGCAGAGAGCAUCUUGAAAACAACUAGAGCAAAAUCUGACUCUGAUUCUGUCAACUCGGUGUUCUCAGAUACACCUUUCAUGCCAUCAUCUUAGUUUGCUGCUUGCUUGUCUGUUCUGAAGUGAAAUCUCUCAACACCAUACCUGCCUGUAGCAACUAUCCGGAAAAAAUAAAAUAUGGCAAAAAAUGCAUUAUCAGUAGUCUUCAAGAACACGUUCUCUGCUCUUUCUGUGAUAGGGAGAACAUGCAACACUGGUGCACAGGUUAGCAUCAAAGGGUAGGUUUUCACUGCAGAGUUAACCCAAGCUCUUAUCUGGCUGUUGCCCCAUCCUUCCUGUGGACUACACACAAAAAGCUGACACCUGAGUCUAGUGGUGCUGUCAGUUCAGGCUCACUGGCUUGUCUGUGACUGUAGGCUCAAGGCCAAGUGCUGUUUUCACUGAGGCUAGUAACCCACACACUCUGCAGUGAGGAUUCAGGCUAAAUCCCCACCAGAGUGCUAGUAGUCUAUUAAUAUGAUCUCAUAAUUCCCCUGGGUGCACAGGACAGGUAUGUUCUGCCACAGUUCACUGGGAGAGAAUCAUAAGCCAGCUCAGCUUACUGCAGUACACAGAAGCAUGGGAUAUGCCCACGGCCAUCCUUGUGACAUGCACCAGUGAGUGCAGCACCAGUAAGGAAACAGAGGGUACAUCGAAAACCCUCCACGGCAUCCCAUCUCAGAGAGUCAGCUGACAUAGGCUUGUACCAUGGGGUUACAGAGUCAACACAGUAUAGCUGCUCUCACUCAAGGGCCCUAAGGCCCUCUCCCUCUCCUUGGGUCUCAGAGCCCAGGCUCCAGCCCUAGCUGGAAUGUCCACAUUGCUAUUUUUAGCCUCAUUGCCUGAGCUACGCAAGCUCAAGUUAGUUGACCUAGGCUCUGAGAAAAUCUGCAGUGCAGUUGUACCCCAGUAACUCAGGCAGGGCUUUGGAGGGUGACUGCUCACAUCUGGGGUAGGCUAACCUCAGGACUCUAGCCUAGGCAGGUGUCAUCUGAGUUAACGUUGCAGUGAAGACAUACCCACAGUGUUAACAUGAAGAUGGGGGGCACUUUGCUGUGUGUUUUGUAGAUAACAGCUCUGGGCAGAACAUGUUUGCUGUAGAUGAUACUGUCUUUCCAGUCUGUUUGCUUAUAAGAAUCAGCAUCUUAAACAUAUAGAGCUAGGUGUACAUUUGAAUACCAGGGAACAUAUCUAAAACAGCCCUUAUCAAACUUCUUUCCCACCUCAAAGCAUUCAGUAUUUAGAGGUACACAAUCCAGAAUAUUGCAGAGUGUAUGUAUUUCAUCUUAAUCACCUUGUACAGUAAAUUUUUAUGGACAGGCACAGAAAAAUCUCGAUUUCUUACCUUAUAACACAUUUAACUAAAUCAGGGAGAGGGAAGCUAACCAUCUCACUUUUCUUAUAAUUAAAUCUGUGGGAUUACUCAUAAAAGUAAGGUGAGCAGAUUUGCCCACUCAUGUAAUAAUGCAUGUUUGGAAUCCUGCACUGGUUACUCAAGCAGUUCAAUUCCCUUUGACAAAACUUCCAUUGACAUCAAUGAGAGCAAGACUGGGCCCAUUGUAUAGCAGAGGGCCUCUCCCCCUCUAAUUUUGAGAUGCUUUUUGCUUUGUUCUUUCAAAGGCACAAAAUGUUAGUGUUCUCAUGAAAUUUGCUUCUAAAUAUUGUCAUUAGAGAAUCAAUUAUAAUGUUUGGGUCAAGAGACCAAACAAUUAAGUGGUUGAACUUUGUUCCAUUGACACUAAUUUUAAUAAUAAUUUACUACUUUUGUGGCUUCAAUGGAAUGGCACCUACUUACACCAGACUGAAUUCUGGCCCAUGAGAGACAAAAAUAUAACUAAUUAGCUAUGAAAAAAUCAGGAUGUAUCUUAAUUGCUUGACAGCCACCUAUCUAGAAAGCAAAUUAAAUCAUGGAACAGCAUUGCUGUGAUGUACACAAUGUAGGAGGAAAAUAGGAGGAUUUGGAAAGCUGUUUGGAGUUGUUAGAAUGAUUUUGGUUUCAUGUAUUUAAGGAAGCAAACAGACACAUGAUGAUUUAAAAAUUCUUUUGUAGAGAUUGAAUAAUGAGUAUGUAAGUAUGAAAGAUCUACAGUUUUUUACUUUGAACAGCAUUAAUUAAACAACUGUUCAUAUCUAAGAUAUACAACUUUUACAGUUCUUUCCAUACAUCUAUCUGUAUUUUUUAAUACUUUAUACAAUUGAAAACAAAAUCAGUAGCACUACAUAUAGAUCUUGUAGUAAAUAAUUAUGGGACCAGUGUUGUUUUCAAUGAAGUUAAUGGAAGUUUUGUCAUUGACCUUUAUAAGAUGAAGAUGUGACCCUUUAAGAAGCUGUCUCUUGAGGAUUUUUUUGAUUUGAAAGAAGAUUGAAAUGAGCCACAUGAUUUCCCCAUGAUGUGCCAUAUGUGCAUGGACAUAUGUACUGUAAAAGAAGGAGCACAGUGACAAACAGAGGACUGAAUACAAAAUAGUAAGACAGAAAGUGAAAGGCAAAAGCCAGAGGGAAAAAGUGUCUGAUUUGUAUGUAUUUGGCCUAUUGUUAACUGAAUAUCACUAGAAAAGGCUGUUCUUAUUGGAUAUGUUGUUGCACAAACAAAUUAUACCUUUAGAGUAUCACAUUCAUUUAUUUAGGUUACUAACAUAGGAGUAUAUUUCUGUUUUCAUAAAAGUGCUAAUCCAGUCAAAUCCAAGAUAGAUUGAAAAGGAAAACAAAUUGCUACUGCCAUCCAUCCAAUAUCAUCCUUACAUUGAAUAUUAUAAACAAUGUUUUACUGUUUAUGCUCACUUGCCCAUUUGUGACACAAGACCUGCUGUUAUACAAUGUCAAAUUAACUAUAUGUAACUUAAAGCCAUGUUCUAGUAAACGGGAAACUGACUCUGCACCUUAGUCCCGGAGGGCUUAUAUCCCACUGGAGACCAUAAGAAUUUGCAGCGUCAGACGCAAACCAUCAACCUGCUGCAGUAGAGAGUGAAUGUAGUCUCAGUAUCAGAUGUUUGUUAUAAGUGUUAAUUGUUUAUAUAUUAGUUUAAAUGCUUUAAAAUGCUCAGAUGUGUGAUUAUACAUCUAAAGAACAGGGAUUAAGAAGCUUUUGUAACAGUAUAGCAAUAUUAACGUUUGUGGAAAUAAGAGGUCUCACCCAAUCUCACACCUUUGGAGUCAGUUAAAUGUUGCGGCUUUAAUGGGAAGAACAUUUUUAGAGAAAUGUUAGCACUUUGAUUUACUUUAAUAUUUACAGCACCACACUAGCAAACCCAGCCUAUAUUGUUGCUCCAAUUCUCACUCAACACAAUGAGCCACCUUUCAUCUGAGGGGCCCAAUGUGCAGUGAAGUUAUGACCAUCUUGCAUAAACAAGGAAAGUUUAUCUUCUUAUGUAUACAAGUAGGUCCCAACAAAGGGUCUCUGGAGAUAACCACAUGUCCUGAUGGAGGAGUUAGGGUUGUACUAUACUAACUCCAUGCUACAAUCAAAUGAUGAAAACGUUCCAAGGUUGCCCAGUUGAUUCCAUGACCGAAAUGUCCAUUAAAUUCAAUUUAUCUUUUUCUAAUACUGUACUAAUAUCACCCAACACUAAUAAAGACAUCAGUUAUGCCUUUGAUGCACCAUGGGCGCCGUGCUACAGAGCAUUCAGCAUUCUGGCCCCAUUCCAACAAAAUGUGUACUUCUGGUUUGCAGUAAAGGAAAGAGAGAGAGAGACCAUCCCACGGCACAGUCACCAGUCAGUGCAUCACCUUUUGAAAGAGAACAGCAUGAACCACUCCCACACAGACCACAUGCACCCAAAUGAGUCUACCAUUGUCUCAGACCUUAGCAACAGCAUUAGAAUCCUGCCCUUUGUGCUCCCCUCUCCCCCUGGACGGUGGGCCUGGGCCAAGGUUGAGGGAAAGGCUUGUUUGUGCCCUCCCCCACAAUAUGAACAGCGUAACAAGGCUUAGUCUAAUCAAACCUUGAGCAUAUUACUAACAAUAAGUAUAUCUAGUUAUUUCCCACCUCAUAGCUAGUCACAGCCUAGUUAACAAAGGCCCUAACCCAGCCAAACUGAACUAAUAUGUUUAUGUGCUUUACUGAAUCAGGACCUCAGUCUUUUUUUAGGUUCUCAUGCUACAUCCACCACCGAUCAUCUUAGCACUUAGCCUUCCUCCAGCCUCCCAAAACACAAACAAACAUCCAACGUAGGGAGAAAAAAUCCACGUGGCUUCAAUUUUCUGACACUAACUGAGCAGGUUGAUGAAAACAUGGCAAACGUCCCUCCCCUUAACCCCAGUCCUGCACAUCCUAAUUAGACUGCAGUAGAAUAGGGAAACAUCUAUUGAACAACGGCCACUGGAGUAUGGAUUCUUUUAAUAAUUGCAUUGUGAAGACUCCUAAUGAUAGCAUCACUGUACUGGAAUCCAUUCAGGCUCUCCUUGGAUGAAAAUGGAUUUAAGGCUAAAUCAUGGCAUCACUGCAAUUUUUCACUGAGGCCAGUAUAAACAUACUGCCCACCCAGUACAUUCUGGGGAAGGCAGAGAAGCAGCAUGACUGCUCUGUUGCCCUUUAAGGGGGGUGCAGAAUGCAUGCGCCUAUGUGACGAGCUAAAACUACUGGCCCCUUCUACACUCCUCUUGCACAUCUCAGUAAAGUGAAAUGGCUGCAGUUGUAGCUAUUUCUUUACCAAUUGUCUGGGAGAUCUAGGUUGACCCUACUGAUGGUAGAAAGUUAUACUGUUGCCAGAAGAAUGUAAAAGAGGAGGGUGGGACACUUAAUUACUGUCUUAAAUUUUAAAACACUUGAUAUUUUCCAAGCUGCUAGAAAUGGUAAAAGCUAGCAUUAAUCGACGUCAGUUUCUAAGCAGGAAAACAUACACUUCAUUUAUGGUUGAACAGUUUUGACCACAUAGAACUUUGUUCACUUUGCUGGUGACAAAUGAUUGGAUCAUUUAAAAAUAAAUAUAGCGAAAGGGAUUCUCUCUGUAUUCCUUCUGUGUUGGUGUAUGAUUAUCAAUUCAUUUGUAUUAGCUGAUUGAUUGACUUUUUUCCCUUCCACAUUCCUAAUGUGAAUAUCUUUGGAAGGUUGGACUGGCAUGAAGGUAUAAAAAUGGUCCACCACAAAAAUGGAAUAUAAACAAUUCAAAGAUUGGUUUCUUGAAAUGUGAAAUUAAAUAACAUUCUGAAGUUUCUGGAAAGGUCUUAUAUUGUAAGCAAGAAGAUUAUAUUUUCCUGUCUGUAAUAGCUCUAAUAACAAGUUAUGAUAACUGUAAAUUCCUGUAUUAUAUUUUCAUGGGUGUGAUAUAUAUUUUUUUCUGUACAAACUUCUUAAUUUUUGUAUUUCUUUGUAGAGUAACUUACAUUGACAGGAAAUAAAUAUUUUCCCAUUUAA